UUUACCUCAAUUUAGCUGAACUGAUAAAUUACUUUGCACUUAGAAUUUUUGGUUAUUGGUUGGUUAUUGGUAUUUAAUAAUUAAAAAAUAAUAUUUUCAGUUAUAAUUUGAACAUUUGCAGCAAACAAAGAUGCAUUUAUAAUAAAAGUGAAACAUAUAACUUUUGAAUGAGAACUUACGAUUUGAUUUUUUUAUAGUAUGAACUUUAUAUAUUUUUAUAUUGCAGCAUUGCUGCUGCAAAUAAUUAGAGCAACCGUGCUGCCGGCUUAUUUAUGGCCGCUAGCUUACAUUUAUAACAAUACCGUUCCAGUAACACCUCUCUUAGCAGUCCAUGGUGGUGUUGUUCAAGGUAAAGACCAGUCACUAGAUUUUGACGGAAAAACAGGGUGGAUUGACGCAGGAGAUUUUACUGGUCAAUGCAUUGCACAACCUUCUUUAUGCAAAGAUGGAUUAUCUUUAGGACUUCGAGUAAAGCUGAGUUCUGUUCAAAGUUCUGAUAAAGCAUUUGUUUUUGAUAGUGGUGGACAUCUUGGAAGUGGUGUUUCUUUUUAUAUUAAAACUAACUAUAUGUUUUUUGAAGUUGGUUCAUCUAAAAGAUUAUGGCAGGUAAGAGUUCCGCUUAAAAGCGAUAAAUGGCACUUUAUUUUACUUACAUGGUCAUCUACACAUGGCUUAAAGUUGUUCAUUGAUGGUCCUCUUGUUGCCACUACCAGACAAACACAAUCUUCAGUGACUACUAUAGAUGUUAGUAACAAUAUUACAAUAGGAAAAGCUAAUCAUGAUUUUGAAGUUACAAAUGGAGGAUUUUCAAUAGAAAUGGUGGCAAUAUUUAAUAAGUUUGUAGCAGAGGGAAAAGUGAUGUUGUCAUACUCUUACAGUCCUCCUAAUUUCCUCCAAGGAAAUAUUAGAUAUGUUAAAGCUAGGUUUAUUAACCAAGGACAACAAAUUAUUCAAAUAUUUCCUGAUCGUGGAGCUAAGAAAACUUCAGGAUAUUCAAUUAUGCCUAAAACAUCUACUUUGCUCGAGUUUGUGUUACGCGAAGGGCCACUUCCAUAUGGAAUAGAUUUUACACUUAAGAAAAAUGAUUCAGGUGAAGUGAUUCAGUAUAAUGGAAAAAACUUUGUUCAUGUUGGUGCAUCUGAUGAUUCACAGGUUUUAGCAGAAAUUGUUAUUGGCAAUGAUUUAAUUACCAACCUGGUAUAUUCAACUCAAGGUAUUACACCAGAAUAUGAUUUAAAUACCCCCAGCAGGGAAAAUAAAAUCCUUUUGAAUAAUACACUUGUUCAUGGUCUAUCUGUAAGUUCAUUUGCUCCUGAUAAAAUUGCCUCUGUUGAAUCUAUUGAUAAGUAUCAUUCUGCCGCCUUUGUUAGUCAAAGUAACCAAGAGAAACCAGAAAACACUCCUUUAGAAAGUGAAAUAUCAAAUGAAUUAUUGAAUAAUAAUACUUCAUUAACUCAAUUAAAUGUUUUUGUAGACACAAAUAAUAAUGCAAGUUCUGGUAAUGAAAAAUUGCAGAAUAUAACAGAAAAUAAAGUUAAAGAAAAAUUACAAAUGGAUUUGUAUAAUAGUACGCAACUUCAAACUAAAAAUGAAACUGAAAUAAAAAAUUAUACUAUUGAAACAAAUGAAGUUCUUAUUAAUUUAAAUAAUUCUGUUUUUAAUAAAAAUUGGCAAUUGAAUGAUACUACAAGUCCAAUUCAGAGCAACAUUACGCUGUGUAAAACAUGCAAACAAGAUGAAGUCACCAUUUCAAAUGAGCAAGUAACAAAUGUUGAAACUAUGCUUAAUGGCUUAAAGAUUUUAAGUGCUAUUAAAGGAUCUAUUAAUGUAUCUCUAAGUAAUGUAACUAACUUAUAUGAAAAUAAUGUUGACUGCAGUGAGCCUGCAACUAAUGGAAAUAAUAAAUGCAAUAAUAUAUCAUUCACAUUAAAUACAGUAUCUACAACAACAUCAACUGCAGCUAAAACAACAACAACUACUACAAUGAUGCCAAUGACUACUCUAACUACAACAUUGACAACAACAUCACCAACUACAACCUUAAUGACUACAACAUCACCAACAACAACUAUGACAAUAGCGACAUCACCAACAACCACAUCACCACCACCACCAACAACAUUACUAACUACAACAACAUCAUCAACUACAACAACAUCAUCAACUACAACAACACCACCAACUACAACAACACCACCAACUACAACAACACCACCAACUACAACAACAUCAACCACAACAACACAAACUACAACUUUUCCACCUCCAACAACAACUUCAACUACUUUAUUUAUGACAAAUCAAGCCGCCAUUAAAUAUCCAUCCUGGGAUGCAUUAAAGUCCUUCCAACUUUCAACAGCAGCUCCAACUUACAAUAUUUUUUGGACUCCUCCGCAUCAGUUACCUUUAUACAAAGAUUCACAUUGGACAUUUAAGUAUGUGGAAACACCAAAGCCUCCUAGUGCAGGAUGUUUUAAGUAUGGAGAUCUGGAAAUAUGCUCAACAACCCCACAAACUUCAACAUCUUCAACAACAACCAUCAUAACAACUUCUGCUCCUGUAACUACCACUCCAUCUACAACAUUUCGUAAAAGAACAACAAAAUCUUUUACUCAACCACCACCACCUUUGAUAACAAAAUAUAUUACUAAUCCUUCUCCUACUGUAAAAGUUACUAACACCACAACAAAGUCAACAAAGGCUACAAAAUCAGCUGUCAAGUUUUUAAGUAAUAACUGCAUUUGCAGACCUGUUACAGCUUUUAUUUUACCGUGUUGCUUACAAUUAGUAAGAAUGGGAGCAUAUUCUCCUGUUUCUGGUACUGUAAAUGGAUAUCAAUCAGGAAAACCUUGCUUUUACCCAAAUUGUGUAGGGCAGGUUUAUGGUCAAACAGGGACUAUGUUACUAAGUCCAAGUAUAAAUGGUCAAUACAAUGUUAUGCAAAGUCCUGUUAUUUCAUUCAAUGGUGCUGAAGGUAUGACUCUUGCAUCACAAAUGAAUAUGAAGCAGCAACAAAAUUUAUUGGCGACUUAUUAUAAACAACAACAAAAGCAGCAGUUAGUUACAUCUUUACAACAACAAAAUUAUUUGGCGUCAAUCCAAAAGCCACAAUCAGUGUAUAAUGGAGCAGCUUUACUCAAGAAGCCAUCAGAAAAACAAGUAAAUGUUUUGUCUCAACCACCAAAACCUCAACCAAGUGUGUAUCAGUCGGCAUUUUAUCAAAACAGAAAUUUUCCUAAUUAUCUUCAAUACAGUAUGACUGCUCCACAAAGUGUGCCUCAACCACAAAAUAUUUAUUCAUUAAUGAAUUCCAAGUUACAAUCUUUUUAUAAACCUGUUACUAAUCCAUACUUUUAUAAUCAACCAGUUGCUAGUGACCAAAGCAGUUUAUACAAUCAAAAAUAUUAUAACAACAUGCAAGGUUUCAAUGGAUAUCCUUCAAAUACAGUGAAUUCAUUUGGAGACAUUGGCAGCCCUCAAGUAGUCAACUGGAAAAGUCAAUAUAUAAAAGCACGCUCAGAAAUGGGUGAACAUCAUGAAUCUACGUUCAAACACGAAAAUCUAAAUGAAGAACAAGAAACUGAGUUGAAUAAGUAUUUUAAAUUAACUCCUAACAAACUCUGGAGAAAUUCUAUGAUUAUUACUCUCGGUGAAGACUUGUCCAAUCAGACUGAAGCAACACUAACACAAAGUUGGUCAGAUAAACAUUGGAUAAGUUAUGGUGCAAAAGAGACAUUUUCAGGUUAUAGUGGAAAGACCAUACUAUUGACAGAUAUUGAAGGUAAUAACAUUACUUCAGCACCUGAACUUGUGGCUUAUGGAGUUAUUAAGAAAUGGCAAGGUGGAUUAAAAUUUGAUGGAAAAACAUCUUGGAUUAAUGCUACAAAAAUAGAUGCACCAUUUCUUUGCGAUCCUUCAUUGUCUAAAGAAGAUGGAUUUGCAAUUGGCUUAAAAUUAAUGUUUGAUUCCAGCAUUAAACGUUACAAACAACCAAAAUAUAUUUUGGAUGCAGGUGGCGUUGAUGGCAGAGGCCUAACAUUGUUUAUUGAAAAUGGAACAUUGUUUUGUAUUUUAUCAUUAUCAGCACAAACAUGGCAGACAAAAGCAAACUUAACUAUUGAUGAAUGGAUAUAUUUGUCUGUUGCUUGGAAGCCCUCAGCUGGCCUUUUAGUAUAUAUCAAUGGAGUAAAAGUCGCAGAAUCACUAUUACCAACUUUAAUUAAUACAACUUACUCUUUGUGUGCUGGUAUUAUUCUUGGCGCAAAUAUAAAUCACGAUGGAGAGACUUUUCUUUUAAUGUACCUUUCUGCUUUUGAUAUAAUGAAUACUUAUGUAGAGAGCAAGCAAUUAAUGGAUUAUGCACCUCCAAUUCUGAAAGAUAAUUUUAUCGUAACAUUCUCAAGUCUUGAUGGUGAUUCAUUGACAAACCAUCCUAAUAUUAAAGUUGUUGGAACAGUUACUGAAAAUCGUGGUGUCUUGGUUCUAAAUGGAAUGCAAACAUUUCUGUAUGAUACUGGCAACUUUAAAGACACUUUUGUUAUGAUGCCAUUUUUAAGCGAUGCUGGCCUCACUUUUGUUGUAAAGUUUAAAUAUGAAUAUUUGGCAAUGAAAGAGUUGGAUGAGAAAUUUAUAAUUGACUCGGGUGGAUGGUUAGGCAAUGGUGUUUCUCUAUUUGUUUUUCAUGGUGAAUUAACAGCCGUUGUAAGCAGCAAAGGACGUGUUUGGGUGACACAAACUACAGGUGUGUUUACCUCAUGGUGUUUGGUGUUGGUGACUUGGCGUGAAGAUAUGGGAAUCUAUAUGUAUUUAAAUGGUGCUCUUGUUGCUAAAGAAAAAGCAAGUCGUUUCCUUGUUAGUGAAAUGAAGUUUUUGUCAAACUUUACAGUUGGAUGCAGUGUUAAUAAAGGUGAAACAAGUUAUGGGAGGUUUCAGAUUGCGAUGACAUCAUUUUUUCCCACAUAUACAUCAAUUGAUGAACUUAUGAAAAUCUCUCCACCUUUAGUAUUAUUUCCUACAUUUGAUUGGUUUUUAUUGCUGAUUCAAAAUAAUCGAACAUUAACAUCUCCAUCAUUGAGAGUAUUUGGCGAUGUUCAAUCAACAGAAAAUGGUCUAACAUUUGAUGGAGAAACUGGAUGGGUAGAGACAGAUUUAUUAGAAGAUUUUUCCGAAGAAAAAGCAGAAAUAAUUUGUGAACAUUUCCAAAAAGAUGUUUCAUGUCCUUCUUACCAAACCAUAAAAGUGGUUUAUGUUAAUUACGGCAGAACUUCAGAUAUACCUUGCCAAGGAAGACGCAAAUACAUCAUUACAAAUUGUAAAUCAGUUGGAUCACUUACAAAAGCGAAAGAGAUGUGUGAUGGAAAGUCUGUAUGCACUAUGAAGGCGCUAAAUUCUGUUUGGGGAAAUACUUGUCCUGGUGUUGUCAAGUAUCUUGAUAUUCGUUUUCAAUGCAUUGGAAAAGUUCAUCAAAAUGCAAGUGAUCUUCAAUUAGGAGCUCAUUUUCUCACAAACCCAUCACUAGCAAGAAAUGGUUUAACAAUAGUCGUUAAAAUCAGGUUAAGCAAGAUUGUCGAUAGUUACACAACCCCACAUUUUAUAUUUGAUUCUGGGGGUCAUCAUGGAAAAGGGGUUUCAUUGUAUGUCAUGGAAAAAAGAUUGUAUUGCACUUUAUCUACAAGUGAAUCUAUUUGGGAAGUUAGCACUUUUGUCCAUAGUCAAGAUUGGCUUUUUGUUUUGAUAACGUGGCAUAAAGACCAAGGAGUUGUUCUUUACAUAAAUGGGAACAUCAAGGCGAUUUCAACAAAGCCUUCUUUAAGCAAUCGGCAAGUGGCAGCCGCAACGACUUUUGUACUGGGAAAGUCUGUUUUUAAUUAUACAAAUUCUUUCACUCAAUUUCAAGUAACUACGUUUACUGUGUUAAAAACAUAUGUUGCUAGAAGUGAAAGUUUUCGUUUAUUUUCGUAUUACAUUGGCAGAUCUAUCGCUAGUAGCUAUGAAAGUUUUUCUUCGUCAAUAAACCAAGACACUGUCAUAGUUUGUGAAUAUCAGAGUAAAACGAUAUUGUGCCCAAGUGAUCAAUUUAUAGAGAUAGUUUUUGCAAACUAUGGUCGCACGUCUCAAAGACCAUGUGCUUGGGGAACUCAUCGUGAAACUAACUGUAGCUUAUCAAAUGCAGUAGAUAUAGCACGAAAAGAGUGCAACGGAAAAAACUCUUGCGAAGUUGUUGCAAAGAACUCAAUGUGGAAAAUAAAUCCGUGUCCUGGCAUUAUCAAGUAUGUCGAGGUUAAAUAUAUUUGUGAUGGCGCCGCCCCUCAAGGUGCUGUGAGUUCGCAGUAUGUUGGCAGCGAAGAUCCUAACUCCUUAGUGAUUCCCUAACAAGAAUUUUUCUAAUUUUAAUUUGACAUAUUAAUAAGCUAUUCAAUAUAGCUAUAUGCAAUAUAUGUGCUUGUAAUAUAAGAAUGGCAAAUGUCCGUCUUUUCUACCAAAAUAUUUUAAAAAACAGUAAAUAUAAAAAAUGGUUAUUUACAAUGAAACAACGUUUCACACGUUUUUUAUCAAAAUGAUGACAAAAGAGUGACUCUUUCAUGGCGACUAUACUGUAAUUUAUGUUGAAUAUUUUAUGUCAUAUUAAUUUAUGUUUGCUUGACGAACUUCAUAAAAUUAUAUAAUUUUUUAUACAUACAUAUAUAUAUUUAUAACUUAAUAGUUUGUAUUCAAACAAAAUGUGUUAAUAGUUUUCUGA
This is a messenger RNA of Hydra vulgaris (swiftwater hydra), 6739 nucleotides long. RefSeq lists its product as uncharacterized. The record is from RefSeq and is a predicted model, not a curated record. NCBI's taxonomy places the organism in Eukaryota, Metazoa, Cnidaria, Hydrozoa, Anthoathecata, Hydridae. Gene Ontology annotation, molecular function: carbohydrate binding.